AUGACGAAAAUGUUCGAAAUUAUCAGCCUCAAAUAUUCUCACAAGCACAGUGCCCCAUCGCCGAGAUCUACACAAUAUCACGAACAUUACACCUCAUUCUCGCCCUCCAUCUCACCUGCGGCUAUCAACCAUGCGCGUCCUUCAUUGUUUACUUGGGUAACCAAUCUCAUCACCAUUAAAGACGAUGACACUCAGCUUCGUGCAUCCACUAAUGGCCGACGCCCAGAGGAUAGCGUUAGACUGGUUACUUGGAAGACUUGGGGAAAUUUAGCAUUGCUUAACUUUGUGAGAAGUACAAGAUGCGCGCGCCUGUUUCUUGCUAUCUCACCGAGUCUAUGGCUGCCUCACGCAAAAAUGGUGCUUGAUUACAAAGAAGCGGCGCCUACAACAGGGCUUCUUUGCACUCGUGAACCUAGCCCGAAAUUUUCCCUUGGUUGGUGUGACUACCACUCCGAUUGGUCUCUUCCGAGUUUGAAGGCCAGGUACAUGCGCAUUCAGGUGUUUGUUGUAGCACAAGAGUUGGUAUUGAGAGGCCGCCGACUCUCCAUCUCCAGCUGCGGUACAGCAAAGCAAACCUUUUCCAUCCAGAAUAGCGGAAACGAGCUCAAGUUGGAUCGCAUCCAGUCCGUUCGUCCAAUUCGGUAUGGGUUUCUUCACAAUGGUAUUGAUCGUAUCACGUUCUUCUGGCGGGGUUGUCGAGCUGUCAUUGAGUCGUCAUAA
Messenger RNA from Laccaria bicolor S238N-H82, 720 nucleotides. RefSeq lists its product as uncharacterized. The record is from RefSeq and is a predicted model, not a curated record. NCBI's taxonomy places the organism in Eukaryota, Fungi, Basidiomycota, Agaricomycetes, Agaricales, Hydnangiaceae. The coding region runs from base 1 to 720 and encodes 239 amino acids. The transcript has 3 exons.